AUGAUUUUCAUAAUUCAAAAAAAUAGCGCCGCCCGGUUUCGAUCCGGGGACAUCAGGGUUAUGAGCCCUGCGCGCUUCCACUGCGCCACGGCGCUGAAUCCGUUGUUUAUAUUAAAUUCUGUAUCGUGUAGUAAUACGGAAGAAUUGAAAGUUAUUCUAUUGGAAUGA
Debaryomyces tyrocola is the source of this 168-nucleotide messenger RNA. The record is from the annotation of a GenBank genome assembly. NCBI's taxonomy places the organism in Eukaryota, Fungi, Ascomycota, Pichiomycetes, Serinales, Debaryomycetaceae.